Molecule: messenger RNA, 1782 nt
Organism: Leptonychotes weddellii (Weddell seal)
Lineage: Eukaryota; Metazoa; Chordata; Mammalia; Carnivora; Phocidae
Source: RefSeq, a predicted model, not a curated record
AUGGGCUGCCCGCGGAGGAAGGCCCUGUCUCUCCUUAUUUUUGUGCCUGCCUGUCUGCAUGGGGCUUUGUUGCAGGACUACAGCCCUGCAGGGCAAAGGAAACCAUUUCUCGAGAGGCUCCGCAGACUGGAAGGGCAGUUCCAGAGGCUCCAAGAGGUGACCUUAACACACCUGCGAGUCCUUGCCCGUAACUACAACCUGUCCUACGGUAUCGAUGCUCGGUUCCAGAGCCUGGUGCAUGAGACCCAGGCCGUGGCUCUGGCCGUGAACCAGUCGCAGGCCGCCAUGCAGGGCGACCUGAGCCACCUCAAGACCUGAAUGCAGAAGACCCAGCGCAGAAGCUGGAAGGUGGAGUCCAGGCUGCUGGCCUUGGGUGCUGCGCUGAGUGAAAGGGGCAAGCAGCGCACCCAGGAGGGGAAGGAGCCGCAGGUGCAGAGGGGUGCCCUCUCCGGCCUGGCCCCGGACCUGAGGGCCCUGCAGGACACGCUCGCUCGCCUCACACACCUCGUGCAGGGCCAGGGCGCCAGGCUGGCUGCUCUCAAGGGCCGGCUGCAGGUGGCCUGCCCUGGCACCAUGGCCCCAGGGCUGACCCCGGGCCGGCCCCCGACCCCACCUGGGCUGCCGAGCUCCAGCUCCCCAACGCUGCAGAGGGGAAGGCAGGCGCUCAGGCCUUCACCUGAGACUGGGGACCCACCUCAGGACUCUGCCAGUGGUCUCCAGGGGACUCGGGCGCUCCCCGGCCCGGGCAGCCAGCGGGCUUGGCCCCCCGAGAGACCAGGAGAGAAUAAAUACCAUGGCCUGCCCUUACUCCGUCGGCCUCGCCUCUCCCCUCUCCCACCUCCUCAGGCCUCUGGUCCCCUCUGGACAGCCUUCUCCCCCAAGCUGUGUGGAGAGGACACUGGCUUCACAGCCCUGUGCACCCCCAGAAGAAAGGGGGGCGUGCAGGUGAUGGCCUGUCUUCGGCCCCCCCCGGCACCCUGGGGAUGGGCUGAUGGUGCAGCAAGGACCCAUGGCACCCUGCACGGCCAGCCUCACAGUGCUGACUCAGCCACGGGGUCUGAAGCCCAUGCCCGGGAGCGGUGUGGACACUCCUGCCGCCGCCUGGUGCUGGGGCUGACUCUCCCCCUGUUUCCAGCCUGUGACGUGGGCCCCGCGCUGGUCUUCCCGAACACCUCCACCCGGAACGCCGCCUUCCUCAGCCCCGGCUUCCCGUCAGGCCUGCAAGCCCUAUCUGUCUGCAGCUGGGUGCGCACGGCCUCGGGCCGCCUGGGCACCCUGCUCUUCUACGCCAUGGAGGAGAAUGACAACAAGCUUGUGCUGCACGGCAGGGACUCCCUGGCCCCGGGCUCCAUCCACUUCGUGAUCGGAGACCCGGCCUUCAGGGAGCUGCCCCUGCAGCCGCUGCUGGACGGCCGGUGGAACCAUGUGUGUGUCAUCUGGAUGUCCACCCUGGGCAGAUACUGGCUGUACGUGGACCGCAGCCUCGUGGCCACCGGCUCCCACUUCAGGGAGGGCUAUGAGAUCCCUGCAGGAGGGUCCCUCGUGCUGGGCCAGGAGCAGGACAGCAUGGGGGGCGGGUUUGACAGCUCUGAAGCCUUCGUGGGCAGCAUAGCAGGCCUGGCCAUUUGGGACCGGGCACUGGUCCCCGGGGAGGUCGCAAAACUGGCCACCGGGAGGGAGGUCCCCGGGGGCGCCAUCCUGACGCUGGACAAUGCCCAGUGGGGAGGCGGAUACGUGCAGAGGGUGAACUGCAGCUGCUUGGAGCUCUGCCCCUGAGGCCCU